GACUGUCCACUUGUUAUUUUGUGAGAUGGCGCUGUAAGCGUUCGCAUAAUGGAGGACGCCGCCGAGCAAGCAGUUCGUAGGAGAGAAAUUAGAAGAAAGAAGAUAUUGGAAAACUCUGAUGCUCGAUGGAUGAAAAUUAUGGGUCAAGAAAAGCACCAUAGUCAAGAUACUCCGAAAGAGGCAAGCAUUUCUACACAGAUACAAACAACAAAGCAGGAACCACUUCUGGCGUCAUCUGAAACUAGGUGCACAAACUUAGGAGAGCAAACGAGGUUGUCCUACUCGCUGGGCGAUGCAGCUUCGCAGUUCUUGUCUGAAGACGUCUCGGGGACUGUAGGUGGCAGCACCGUGAGUGGCUCUCGGUUGUCAGAAUCACGCACACGGUCAUUGGAUGAAACAGCAGCAGCAAAUGGAGCACCACGACUAGCAUGCUCACAGCGGUCAGCCUCGUAUUCGUUCCCCAAGAAGGUGUCGGAUGCAGAGUCACGGUCCUAUGCCCGUUGCCGGUCGGACGCCCGAGGCACAGAUGAAGGGACAUUAAACUGGCUUUUAGAGCUGCUGGGGCCCUGUGGCCCAAGUCUGGUGCGAGCCUGGCUGCUGGGCCUGGUAGCUACAUUCACACGGCUCUGGCUGGCUGUGGGCGCUGCUGCUCUCGGUGGUCCACAGACGAUACUGCUGCCUUUCUGCCUUUUGGAAGCAGCGAUGUAUAGCUACUGCAAAUUCAGCUCAAAACCCAGCAUUUCCCAGCGGUCUAUGCGGUCCACAGCUGCGCCGCUAGCUUUCCUGGCUACAGCCUUGGUUCUUUGUGGUAUUUCCCCAAAGGUCUCAUCACGAACCACGACCUGCUUACAGCUUGUGGCCGAUGUGAUGGUGGACCUGAUGGUGUACACCUUUUCCUUUGUUGUUUUUCAUGUAAUUUUGGACGAUUGGGCCGGCUGAGCAGUGCAGCUGAAAGGUGCCAAGAAGUACAUCUAAACUGUGCAACUCAUUAUUGAGGCCAAGGAACAAACUGCAUCAGUGUGCCUACUGAACGUCUGCAGGGUUUAUGGCUGCCAUAGACUACCACAGGCGAAGCUGACAUCUGUGCUAUGUUGCAGCAGAAUUCGACUUGUAGUGAAAGGCCCAUGAGAUGUUUGUGGCAGCCAUGAGUGUUGGUGUGUGUGUCACUUGUGUGUUGUGACUCCCAACAAGUCUAUGUGCUUGCAGCAUGUGGAACAGAAAAGCAACUGAUUACUGUACAGCUGCUGUUAUGAGGAUUGUUGCAGAGCAUUUAUCUUUUGUGCUAAAAAAAAUGAAUGACAUGCGUAUGGAUAAUGUCAGCAGCUAGUCAGUAUUUGUUCUUGUCUAUGUAACAUAAAAGAAAAGUUGUGAUUUCCCCAUUGUGUUUCGAAGACAUUAUAAUACUGUUUUAGUGUAGACGGGGGGAUCUCCUAUGUUUCAAGCAUACUUCAGUGUUCCAGAAAACAUUAGCACUUAUUGUAAAUGUAGAACAUUUCAGGUAGUGAAUAUUUUUCUACAGCAUUGGCUGUAGAAUAAUGGUUGUAAAAUUCUACAAUGAACAAAGCUGCUGACAUAAUCCCUUCAUGCCUCUUGCUUAGCACAAAUGAGGUUAUGUACGAAGCUAAUGAAUGAUCCUGAAGUUCAGUUUCUUGUCAUUUUCAUUUGCUCUGCACGUAUCGUAAAAAGAAAAUUUACUCUGAAGAAAAUAUGCUUUAUGGUUGCAGUUUAAAGUUCACUCAUACAAAUGGAUCCACUUCUGUCCCUCGUGCUUGCAACUCUGUGGUGAUUGAUUUGAUUCAGGAGGAAUUUCGAAAGUUGACAAAGUGUUGCCAACAUAUUUUUGAGUGCAUGAAGUACCUUGUAAAUGAAUGAGUGCACAAUUGCAUGAACAUGCUUGAAUUACCUCUAGGUUAGAGGUGAAAUUGGGAUCAAAUGAUUGGACACAAGAACUGAGUGGUUCCAUAACUAUGUGCUCUUGAAUGCGGCUAAACUCUGAAACAUUUGCUGUGUGUUGAAUCCAAGACAGCACCAUGCCUAGCAGGAUACCAAAAACAAGAUCAUUUAAAUGCUUUGUGGCUUUGCUAUAUUUAUAGCUUCUGGUAUAAUGUGCCGCUAAACUUGUGCCAUUUUCAGUGCUGUGUGAUGUGGGACCAAAUGAACGAAAGAAACCAUUGACAACCAGAUAGAUUCAAAAUCUCUUCUAAAAUGAGAUAUAAGUACCGUUGGAGAGUUAAUGUGAGAGAAUUCAUGAUAAAUUAAUAAGCUAUGCAUUGGUGUAUUUCCAUGUGUCUGUGGUUGAAGUGUUAUCGCUAAUUGAAACCAUUACAUGUGAAUAAAUGAUAUAUGAAGGAGGAUGUUGGAGCGCGAGUGACGCUGCUUUUGGUUUGCCAUAACUGAGUCUUGUCGGUUCCCAAUAAUAUGCUGGCCGAUUGUUUUGACAGCUUCAUAGUAUAAUUGCAAUUGUGUAGAAUUUGGGAGUUUUCACAAAUUCUUUCCUCACCUUGAUUACAUGCAUUUUAUUUAUAAUGCAGGACUUAUGAUGUGAAAUAUGUUAAAACUGUGAUUUUGUGUCAUGUGUGUUAUGUAUAUUGCAUGAUAUGGUUAAGCUUCAUGAUAAAUAAGGUGCUUUCUGCAUUCUGAGCCUAAGUUAUUGCGGGCUAAUUAUCUUUAUUUAUUUGGAGACAUGUUAAAAGCCUUAUAAUUUUUUUUUCAAAGCCAUUUACGGUAUACGUGCUAAUAAUGUGGAAAUAGCUCACAAACAUAUGAACUGCUAGGUUGUUUGUUGAGCGCGAAGUGACAGUUCUACAGGUUAACUUUUUUUUUAGUAAGUGAUUUUUUAAUUGUGUUUUUUCAUAAUAAGAAAGGGUGAGUUAUCAAGCACCAUUGUAAGCACUGCAAGAAGGGUGCAUGUGUCUUCAGGCAACAAGCAUAAUAACUUGUGUGUUACAAAAAAUUGCUGGCCAUUCCAAUUUAUUAUUAUUUUUUAACUUGCCACACUAUUAAUAUGGUUUUGCAAGGGAAAACCAUCUUAAGUUAGCUUAAACAUCCUUACAUAGUACAUUUGUGUGCAUUUGGAUGUGUGUGUGUGUGCUUUACCUUUUUUUUUUUUCAGUGUGCAGUUUGCUGUCAUGCAGUAUAAGUCAGGUUUUUAGGGAUGACUACAGUUUUCUUUGAAACUGUGUAUAAUUCCUUGCACUAACUGAAAUCUCAUUGGGAAACACAUACCUUUAGUUUUUGCUAUGAAACAAUAUUCAAAUCACAUAAUUGCACAGAAAAAUAUGGGGUAGAACUUUUGAAAAAUGAAGUCACACCUGAGGCCCUCCAUUUGCUGCAGCUGACCACUGUUAGCACUGUCUUUAUGUAUUAAAGAAAAAACAUAAUCACAAGGGCUUCAUUAAGAUUUUGUUUUGGUGCUUCUGUUAUGCCAUAUUUACUGUGUGUGUGCAUGCAGAACUCUAGAAAUGUUUAUUUUUUAGUGACAUGUUCACGACAGCCAUAACGGAAUGAAACUGUGAGAGCUUCUUGUAAUAAGUAAAAAAUUUAUGAAGACAAGUACACAUUUAAAUUUAUUUCACACUCCCCAUAAUUUAUGCUAUAGUUUCUGUGACACGCCAACGUUUGAAUUUGUUGCCAAAUUGUUCAAACAAAAGGCAGCGGGCAUUACAACUGUCUCUGCAUGUGUUUUGUCUUUCUCCUGUCCUGUCCCUCACAAAAUGAAAGCUUAAGAAAUAGAAGAUGAUAAGAGUCAUGCUAUGACUUUUAUUCUUAACUGGUCUGAUUUGGCAGUGCUUCCAUUUUUGCAUGAUAUGUAGCAUCAAUGUGAUGUAUUGUAUCGGAGAACAUUGUGCUUUGUUUUGGUUGACCAUUUUGACUGUGCUCUUGAAAAUUGAAAAAUGUGAAAAUGUCAAAAGCUGGAAGAGGCACCUGAAGGUCAUGAAGUGGUUAACUUUUUUCUUUCUUUCUUUUCUGUGUCCUCUUUUUUUAUUGGUUUGGCCAGCAGGCCUGCACCACAGUCAUGUAUACAAGGCCCGUAUUCUGAAACGUUCGCCUUCUGUGAAACUAUCACCUUGGCCACGCCUCCGCCAACGGCUAGGUUAGGCUGUUUUAGCAAAACCGGAAAAUAAACAGCGCCAUCUAGUAGUUCCGGCUUAAGUCAUUUUAACGUCAUGGUGUCGAUGGGUGCUCUCGACAUGAAUAGACGAACACGUCUUUUGGCGUUCGGUUGGUGGUGGAGUGUAGUAGGUAUGAGAAGGGGUAGUUUACAGUAGUCUUUUUGGUGGUGUCUUACACGUGUUGUAUCGCGGCAAUAUUUGUUGACUCAUCUAAAAUAAAACAUUUCACACUUC
Molecule: messenger RNA, 4346 nt
Organism: Dermacentor andersoni
Lineage: Eukaryota; Metazoa; Arthropoda; Arachnida; Ixodida; Ixodidae
Biological process (GO): tail-anchored membrane protein insertion into ER membrane
Cellular component (GO): GET complex
Source: RefSeq, a predicted model, not a curated record